Messenger RNA from Mucor velutinosus, 777 nucleotides. RefSeq names its product Protein kinase domain-containing protein. The record is from RefSeq and is a predicted model, not a curated record. Lineage: Eukaryota; Fungi; Mucoromycota; Mucoromycetes; Mucorales; Mucoraceae. The coding region runs from base 1 to 777 and encodes 258 amino acids. The transcript has 5 exons. Gene Ontology annotation, cellular component: membrane.
AUGACAGAUCGAUAUCUAGUCGAACAAGUAUGUGGCUACUUUGGCCUUGUGUUUUGGUCGCUUCAAUUGGCUCCUCAAGCAUACAAAACAUACCGUCGAGGCACUUCCACCGGUGUGUCAGUAUGGACCAUGUUGAUUUGGACAUUUGCAGGUGUCUUUAUGGGCGUCUACAACAUUGGCCUUGGAGUGGCUAUAGGCCUGUGGAUCCAACCUCAAAUAUUCACAUUCAUCUCAUGUAUUUGUGUCUCCCAAGAGUUUCGCUAUCAGCAUGGAUGGUCCAAACUAAAGACCUUUUGCGGGUUUGCUUCAAGCUGUGUCUUUGUAGGUGGUUUAGAAGCUGGACUGAUUUUUGCGUUCAAGAAAGCACAGGAAGUGAACAACGAACAUGGCGUUCGGUUCUUUGGCAUCAUGCCUGUCAUUUUUGUCAUUGGAGGCUUCCUACCACAAUACUAUGAAAUCUUUCGUGAGAGAAGAGUGAUUGGCAUUUCUCAUUUGUUUCUUGCGAUGGAUUUCUCAGGAUCGGUUUUCUCCAUUGUUAGUUUAGUUUUCGGGGAAGACGUAGACUCGUUGGAUCUAGCGAAUUACAUUGCUAUUGCUUGCUUAGAUACCGGCAUUUUGGCCCUUUACUAUAUUUUCGAGUGGUAUCAGGCAAAGAUGGUGUCCAAGAAAGAGCCAUCAGAAGAAUCACACAUCGAUCAAGCUACCGUAACCUCGAUUGAGGUAACAGAAAGUGUGGUAGAAAACGACCAUAAGAAGGAAAUUUCUCAGGGAGAUUAG